GAUGCAACCUGCAGCGGGGCGGAAAAAGAAGAAGAAAAAAUACUCUGACCUGCGCAAGACACCGUGAAGGCAGGCAGGCAGGCAGAGAGGUUCGGCCGGGCAGAUGGAGCCUCUCAUGAUUGACACGGGGAUCUCGAAAUGACGUCAGCCGGAGGCGCUGCCUUCCAGGAGCGCGUCGGCAGAGAGGGAGAGCGCAGCGGCGGAGAGCGGAGCGCAGCGUUACGCGCUUCCUCCAGACCUGACAGGAGGACUUCACCGGGGGCUCACACAGGGGUGUCUCGAUGCGCCUCUCAUGCGUAACGCACACGUCUCCGGAGCGUUCAACAAACACUGAAUGGAAACACCAUAAAACCUAACGGGAGUCAAGCUCAGCUUCUAGAAAUCAUCUUUUUAGUCCUUGGCAUCGAGGGAGGACACGAGCAGAGGAGCCGGAGGACAUGUGUACCUAAUUAAGAACAGAAGGGCGUCAGGAAUUAGAUUUCUUUGAUAAAAUAAGAGCAAAAGCCAAGGGAUUAUAAAGAAGAAAUUUUCCUAAAUGACUGUUAACCAAACAAAAAGUGAAGCGGGGUUUUUGGAGAGCUUUUGCACGAAGAGCACUUAGCCCAUUCAUUUUAGACUCCUGGAGUGAAAUCAAUCCCUUUUAUUUGUUUUUAAUUCAAGAGGGAGGUAAGAGUACACGUUUAUGGGUUCUGAUAUGGAAAGAUGUGAAAUUACUGCCAGUAAAUUAGGCAGCUGAGUAUUUCCCUGAGUAGUUGUGCUUUCUCUCUGUAGUGAUGAAAUAAGGGCAGAGCCUCCUUUAUUCUGACCCCCUCUCCUGCUCUGAAACUAGAUGUUUUUUUGUUAUCAUGAUGAAAGACUGACGAGGGAAGAUGUUAAAAACCAAGCUUAAAGUCACGUUCUAUUUUUCUUUAAUUAAUAUUUUAAAAAUGCAGUCAGAGAAGUAGCCCUGAUCUAAACUCCCAUGUCCGUGGAAACAUGGAGAAAAUGGAAAACAUGUCUCUUCCCGGUGGUGAGCUGCCAGUGUGCAACGAAUCAAUGGAUCCCCACUCCCCCUUGUUGUGGAACAGCACCUGCUUCCUUCCCUACUUCCAUGCUGACCUGUACAUCAUUUUACCCGUCAUCUACUCUGUGAUCUGUGCCGUGGGCCUAACGGGAAACAUGGCUGUCAUUUAUGUCAUCCUCAAAGCCCCUAAAAUGAAAACAGUCACCAACAUGUUCAUCCUGAACUUGGCAAUCGCAGAUGAUUUGUUCACGCUGGUGUUGCCGAUCAGCAUAGCUGAUCACCUGCUCAACUACUGGCCCUUCGGCGAGGUCCUGUGCAAAGUUAUCCUGAGCAUAGACCACUACAACAUCUUCUCCAGCAUCUAUUUCCUGACAGUUAUGAGCAUCGAUCGCUAUCUGGUGGUUUGGGCGACCGUCAGGUCAAAGCGCAUGCCGUACCGCACCUACAGAGCAGCCAAAAUCAUCUCCUUUUGCGUCUGGCUCCUCGUCAUCCUCAUCGUCAUGCCGUUCACCAUUUUCGCCGGCGUCUUUGUGAGUCCAGACGACGGGAGGAAGAGCUGCGUGCUGAUCUUACCGGCGCCUGAGAAUUUGUGGUUCAAAAUGAGUCGGAUCUACACGCUCAUCCUGGGCUUUGCCAUCCCCGUCUCCACGAUCUGCAUCCUGUACACCAUGAUGCUCUACAAGCUGCGGAACAUGAGGCUGAACAGCAACGCCAAAGCUCUCGACAAGGCCAAGAAGAAGGUCACCAUCAUGGUCUUCAUCGUCCUGGCCGUGUGCUUGUUCUGCUGGACGCCUUUCCACCUGAGCACCAUCGUGGCUCUGACGACAGACCUGAGCAACACGCCCCUGGUGAUUGGCAUCUCCUACUUCAUAACCAGCCUGAGCUACGCCAACUCCUGCCUCAACCCUUUCCUCUACGCCUUCCUGGACGACAGCUUCAGGAAAGCUUUUAAAAAGAUGAUGGAAUGCAGACCAGCCUGAAUGUGAAAGACAUCAAACCCGUCACAGAACCCAACCUUGUUUUUGUUUUUUUUAGACUAGAAGGCAAAGAAUGAGUGUGAAAUGGCAAAGAUGGACCUUUGGUUUAUAUUUAAAGCUAAUCUUUGUUUUAAGGUUUGCUGAAUCUGUUUUGUCAAAGCUAGUCAUGGUAAACCUGCACAAUGUUUCCAUUUGUUGAAAAGAAAAGUCUGCCAUCUGCAUGCAUCCUUAUUGGAAUAACUCUAAUAUAACUGACUUAGAAUUUAAUGACACAGUAAAUGAAGAGAAGCAGAGAGAGAAAUGAUUAGUUAUUUUUCAUAGAAAGCUUUCUGUGAACAGAAGCUUUUUGGAUCGCCUGCUUCUGUUUUCCUCGAGGUAAAAGUGGAAGCAAAUUAAGGAAUAAGACUUUUGAGCAACAAACUUAAAAUUAUUCUCUGUCAGGACAAAAAACACUUUGCCUUGUUUAGCUAUACAUGCAUGUGAAGGAUAAUAACAUAUUAGACGUUAACAUGAAAGAGGCAUGUGGUAUUUGUGAAGGUAAGUUGUGAUCCAGAAAUUCAAACCGGGUCACCUUCACUGGACAUUGUCUUUAGGACCAAAGAAGAGCCUGGCAGGGGUCAGACAGACACACAUUGAUGCUAUGACCAGUCAGAGAAGGAAGGAAGCACGAUUGAAUUAUUCAUUUUACUACUUGUGCAUAUGAAUAACUUGAUCCCAUAUGCAAAAGCUCCAUUUUGUUUUUCCCGAGCAGAGGCGUGUUAGUGGAGACGACAACACGCUAACUACUGAAGCCUCUCAGGGUUUGUCUUUUUAUCCCGUUUGUUGGAAGACAAACAAGCUAAAAAGAGGAAUUAGGAGGAUGACUUAAAGCAUUUUUAAAAGAUCAGCGGAUUUUUCUAACAUGUGAGCGUGUGUGUUCUCUAUCCCUCGUGUGAUUUAGUUCUGUGACAGUUCAGAAACUGAGCGAUGCACCUUAUCGACCCUGGCAGCCGUACUGUAAGCCUAACACACAACAGGCAUGGGACAGCAGGGCUAUGUGAAAACUGCUCUGUUUCUUUGCAGUUUGGUGUUUUUCUGAGCUUUUGUCGCCCCCUGUUGUUGACAGGGUGGCACAUGCAGCAAGAAGCAGCCUUUUAAUACUCUGUAGUCUUUCUUUAAUCACUUCAUUAGUAAUAUCAUUAAUAAUCCCCUCACUUAUUAUUCUAACACAUCAUUUGUUUGGAGCUCAAAUUUUCUGUACAGUGUGUUGCUAGUAUUACUGUUUUAGGAGCUAAAUUAAACUUCAUUUCACAGAGUGAGAGUUUGGGCAUAGCCCCCUUCACUCAAAUAUUGUAUCUGUUAAAUCAUGGAGUGGCUUUAUUAUUCCUUUUUUUAAGAGUCGUGCAACAGUUUAAGCUGAUAUUCUAGAUUACAUGGCUGUGACUGCAUCAGUAGACUAAUAAAUACUGUAAAUAGUUAAGCCUUUUUUUGUAUUUAUCUGUACAGAAGAAUGUAUAGUCAUGCUAUUAUAUAAUUAUAAAAGCCUAAGGAAAUAUUCUGCCUAAUAACUGAAAGGUGUGUCACAUAAAUGAGAACCGAUCUGAGUUUGCAGCCAUGAAUCAUCAUUUGAAGCAUACUGUAAGAACGAACCAUGGAACGUUAUGUGGACUCUUUAUGUUGGAGCUGGCUGUAGUUCCUUCUAACGUAACAAACUUUAUUUUUUCUGACUUACAAUCAUGUAUUUUUGGACUUUAAAUCGUGUAUUAUUAUUUUUUGGAAUCAUCAGAACUGCGCAGAAAGCUUAGAUUUUUAUAGUCCCAUUGUACAUUAAAAACCACAUGCAUAAGAUGUG
Fundulus heteroclitus (mummichog) is the source of this 3811-nucleotide messenger RNA. It is a transcript of the gene npbwr2b, whose product is annotated as neuropeptides B/W receptor 2b. NCBI's taxonomy places the organism in Eukaryota, Metazoa, Chordata, Actinopteri, Cyprinodontiformes, Fundulidae. The record is from RefSeq and is a predicted model, not a curated record. Gene Ontology annotation, cellular component: neuron projection; membrane. Gene Ontology annotation, biological process: neuropeptide signaling pathway. The transcript is spliced from 2 exons. Gene Ontology annotation, molecular function: neuropeptide receptor activity; neuropeptide binding. The coding region runs from base 976 to 1983 and encodes 335 amino acids.